Tupaia belangeri chinensis (Chinese tree shrew) is the source of this 1273-nucleotide messenger RNA. It is a transcript of the gene THAP2, whose product is annotated as THAP domain containing 2. Gene Ontology annotation, cellular component: nucleus. The record is from RefSeq and is a predicted model, not a curated record. NCBI's taxonomy places the organism in Eukaryota, Metazoa, Chordata, Mammalia, Scandentia, Tupaiidae. Bases 492 to 1148 code for a protein of 218 amino acids. The transcript has 3 exons.
GGCUGUCUCGGGUGUACAACUCGCAGCCGCGCCGGGCUCUGGACCGCGACAGCUGAGUGCGCGCCAGAGUAGGCGGGCCUGCUCUUAGCUGCAGCUUUGAGAGGAUUGCACAACAGUCGGAGGGCAAAACAGUUACUCCUUUGAAUAGUUCCGAGAACUGCUGUCAGAGACCGCAGACCUAUUCCAUUUUGAGGGUGGCGAGGAAAGAACUGGCUGUGUCCGCCAUGUUGGUGAAGGCAAACGAAGGCUACGCGAGCUCCAGGGCCGUCGGCCCUGCUGGCUCGAGUCCGCCAUAUUAAUAAAGAGAAAGGGGGUGGGAGGGGGGGCCCUCCUUCAGCCCCAGCAGCCCCCACGUACACACCCCUUCUUCCCACCCCGCUGUCACGACUAAGCUCGGGGGGCGCUUCGGCUGCUUCGAUUGUACAGGCUCUGCUGGAAGGAAGCUAAACAGCCAGAGCCUCCCAACAGCGCCGAAUGAGUGGCAAAGGGAAAUGCCGACCAAUUGCGCCGCGGCGGGGUGUGCUACCACCUACAACAAACACAUUAACAUCAGCUUCCACAGGUUUCCUCUGGAUCCUAAAAGAAGAAAAGAAUGGGUUCGCCUGGUUAAGCGCAAAAAUUUUGUGCCUGGAAAACAUACUUUUCUUUGUUCAAAGCACUUUGAAGCCUCUUGUUUUGACCUAACAGGACAAACUCGAAGACUUAAAAUAGAUGCUGUUCCAACCAUUUUUGAUUUUUGUACCCACAUAAAGUCUAUGAAACUCAAGUCAAGGAAUCUUCUGAAGAAAAACAACAAUUAUACUCCAGCUGGACCAUCAAAUUUGAAAUCAAACAUUAGUAGUCACCAAAUACUACUCGAACAUAGUUAUGCCUUUAGGAAUCCCAUGGAGGCAAAAAAGAGGAUAAUUAAACUGGAGAAAGAAAUAGCAAGCUUAAGAAAAAAAAUGAAAACUUGCCUACAAAAAGAACGCAGAGCAACUCGAAGGUGGAUCAAAGCCACGUGCUUGGUGAAGAAUUUAGAAGCAAAUAACUUACUACCUAAGGGCACAUCAGAACACAUUUUACCAACUGCCUUAAGCAAUCUUCCUUUGGAAGAUUUCAAGAUUCUCAAACAAGAUCAACAAGAGAAAACUUUACCAGUUCUGUAAAUCUAAACAGACCAACAGUACCUUCAUUUUAAGUUUAGCUUGCAUAGAACUUGAUGCCCACCCUUCAUUCUAUUCAGAGGUAAAGAAUAGAAAUUGAGUAUCUAAUAAAGUUUUACUUGAAAUAA